AUGCUCUGGAAAAGGUGGACUUUGGCCGUGACCAUUGUGGUGCUGCAGCUUGCUGCGGUGUUACUAUUUGCCCGCGGGUUUCUGCCCUCACGUGUCUUGCUUCCUGGAUACACCGAAUCACGUGUUUCCACCGAGGCGCCUUUCCAAAAGGCCAUCAUCAUGGUGGUGGACGCGUUUCGAAGCGAUUUCGCAUUUUCGGACCAAAGCAAUUGUCCACAACUUCACAAGCGCAUUAAUUCCGGUGGCGCUAUCCCUUUCACGGCCCAUUCGACGCCUCCAACAGUCACUUUACCCCGUAUCAAGGGUUUGACAACUGGAUCGACGCCAAACUUUUUGGACGCGGUUCUCAACAUUGCCGAGAGCGACAAUUCGUCCACGCUAGCUAACCAGGACUCGUGGCUGGCCCAGGCGUCCCGUGAUGGCCGCAAAAUCCACAUGUUUGGAGACGACACCUGGAUCAAGCUGUUCCCAGGCAUGUUUGACGACUGUGAAGGAACUGCCUCCUUUUUUGUGUCGGACUACACAGAGGUGGAUAACAAUGUGACGCGUCAUAUUGACACCCAAUUGGACCAGAAAACCGAGUGGGAUGUGCUGAUUCUGCACUAUCUCGGUUUGGAUCAUAUUGGACAUAAGACUGGUCCUGAAUCUCCAUUUAUGCCUGCCAAACAGAAGGAGAUGGACGAUAUUUUCGACAAGCUGUACAACAGCUGUGACGACGACACGGUGCUGAUUCUUCUGGGCGAUCACGGCAUGAACGAGGUCGGAAAUCACGGAGGAAGUAGUGCUGGAGAAACAUCUGCGGCCAUGGUUUUUGCUUCUCCCAAAUUUGAAACAGCUCAGCUUACUGAAACAGCGGAGACUUCUCCUUUGCCCUGGACAGACACCUACAAAUACCACUCCAGAAUGGACCAGACGGAUCUGGUGCCUACUCUGACAGCACUUCUGGGCCUCAACACUCCCAAAAACAACUUGGGAGUGCUAGUGUCUCAAAUGCUGGGUCUUUGGUCUCCCGAAGAUCAGCUCAAUGUGCUCAAAAACAAUGCAGAUCAGAUGGUCCAGAUUUUACAGGGCCAAGCGUCACGCGAAAGUGACGCCAAAGAGGUCUACGAGCUGUACGACACUCUCAACAGCAACCCCUCAGUUAAGGACUACUACAACUUUUUAUAUGAGGCCCAGUCGUACCUGACUCAUGCAUCUUCCAACUAUAAUACUAACGAUAUGCUCGGUGGUAUUGGUCUGGGUCUCCUAUCUACCAUUCUGGCUCUGACCGUCUUCUCAGCCCUGACUCUUGCAGUUCAGGGGCUGAAACGGCUCUAUCUCAUCAUUCUGCUGGUCUAUUUCAUUUCCGUAUUCGGCUCGUCUACUGUGGAGGAGGAGCACCAAAUCUGGUAUUGGAUCACAUCAGGCUGGAUGGCGUUUCUGUACAUUUCCGGCAGCCGUAACAAGUUUGGAGACGGUUUCAACUGGAUGUUUGUACAGGUCUUCGUGCGAAUGAUGAUCUCCUGGAACCAAACGGGCCAAAAAUUCACCAAGAAGGACGACAUAGUUACGUGGCUGUCCAAGGACGGCAACCACCCAGUUCUCUGGAUCCUUAUUCUCGUCACCUACGGAGUGGCUUUCAACAAGGUAUGGAGAUACGGAUUUUCCAAGGUUGAGUCCAAACUGGCCUUUCUGCUCACUCUCAUUACCACUUUUGCCUCUGUGGGCUUCAAAAUUACCCAGGCCUGGGAGGCCGGAGAGGUUGUCCCUGCUCCCCUGCUCUAUCUGAUGGGCCUACCCGGUACUUUGAACGAGGUGAACGCUCGAAUGGCCGGCCUGGCUCGGUUUGCCUUCUCCACCAUUGCAGCAGGCUCCCUGUACCGAGUCCUGAGUUUGGCCGGGACCGAUAAGGUUAAUCUCAUCCGCGACUUGCAUGCGUUCCUAACUCUGUUCCUCAUCACGCAGUCGCGGAUCCAAAACAUCCCGCUGUUUAUGGUGUACUACUUUCUAGAGAUUUUCUUACGAAAGGCCACCAACCGGUCCUUUAUCUUCUCAUCACGUGACAUUUACCAGACGGAGGCACUAUUCCAGAAGCUCGUUCUGGUGCUGUCGGUUUCGACUCUACUUCUUGAGCAGGUGUCAUUCUUCUCAAUGGGUAACUCCAACAGUAUGGCGUCCAUCGACCUGUCUAACGCCUACAAUGGCGUCACACUCUACCAGAUUGAGUUUGUGGGCGUGUUGACGUUUGUGUCCAACUGGAUUGGCCCUCUGUACUGGUCCACAGCCGGACUCAGUUUCCUGCUUGAAGAUCACGUUCGAAACGCCAUCUUUGCCAAGAUUGCCGAGAAGAACAAUGACGUCAAGCUGACGACUAAGCUGGUGCAGCAGGCGCUGACGCUGCGAGUCUACGUGGUUUUGGCCUUUUCCAGUGUGGCCAUUUCGGCGGUGAUGAUCACUUGCUUUUUCCUCAGAGAGCAUCUCUUCAUCUGGACAGUCUUUUCUCCCAAGCUGUUGUAUCAGUUUGUGUGGACGGUGUUGCAAUUUGCGCUGGUUGAUGUGAUUCUCAGCAGCAUUUUUGUCGUCCUCGUAUAUAGAUCGGUGUAA
Yarrowia lipolytica CLIB122 is the source of this 2583-nucleotide messenger RNA. RefSeq lists its product as uncharacterized. NCBI's taxonomy places the organism in Eukaryota, Fungi, Ascomycota, Dipodascomycetes, Dipodascales. Gene Ontology annotation, biological process: GPI anchor biosynthetic process. Gene Ontology annotation, cellular component: endoplasmic reticulum membrane. The record is from RefSeq and is a predicted model, not a curated record.